UGUAAAUAAUCACACUUUAGUAAUAAAUUGCAUUUGUAAUCAAUAUUUUAUUUUCAACCACAGCAACGAUGACGUCACUACUUGACAUCAUGAAAAAGACUGGACCCUUGCCACAGCCACUGCGGGUGUUGGUUGCUGCUGUCGCAGAGCCAUACACCUACGCCCCAGAAAAGCAACUGCUGAAACUGACACUCUGUGAUGCCACUGCCAUGUGUAAGGCAGUGGUAUUUGAUGCGAAGAAAUUCCCAAAGUUCAAGGAGAAUAGCGGUGUAGUCUUGCACAACGCAGUGUUGAACAAGGACAGGGAGGUUGUGGUGACGACCCAAACACGAGUUUUCGUGUCGGUGGCUCCAGAGGUGCCAGCUGAUCUUCUACUGUCGGCCAUAGAGGUCAUCAGGCCAACCCCUCCAGAUAUCGUCCCCAUUGAUAGAGCGAAGAGGUCCCCGGCCAAGCAGAGGACAUCUAUUCAAGGACAGAUUGUAAAUGACAGCGUUGCCACUACAGUAAUGGUGAAUGACAAAGAGGUGAAUGUGCGGACCAUUACGGUGGAGGACCGUACUGGGAAGGUGAAAGUCAGCCUGUGGCGCAACAUUGCAGCAGAGCCUGUGGUGUUGGGGGAUGUUGUUGCCAUCACCAAUAUUGUUGUCAACACCAAGAGAUAUAACGAUGAGGAAUCCCUGUCGUCAACACAAUUUACAAAGAUAGAGGUUACUGACAUGCCAAACACCGAGAUGACGGCCACCAUUCUAGGACUUGACCUGGGUGAUGUGGAAUCCCAGUUACUCACAGAACAGGACUUGCUAGCUCUUGACCUGGGUGGUGUGGAAUCAAGCUUAGUCACAGAACAGGAUGGAAUCUUCACUAAAUCGAACGAGGAUCUAGUUAUCACCUAG
This is a messenger RNA of Mya arenaria, 893 nucleotides long. RefSeq lists its product as uncharacterized. NCBI's taxonomy places the organism in Eukaryota, Metazoa, Mollusca, Bivalvia, Myida, Myidae. The transcript has 3 exons. The record is from RefSeq and is a predicted model, not a curated record. The coding region runs from base 69 to 893 and encodes 274 amino acids.